Molecule: messenger RNA, 456 nt
Organism: Entrophospora sp. SA101
Lineage: Eukaryota; Fungi; Glomeromycota; Glomeromycetes; Entrophosporales; Entrophosporaceae
Source: the annotation of a GenBank genome assembly
AUGAAUCUAGAAGAACUGGGAAUGGCAAUCCCUCUACAUGUCUCUCUAUAUCAGUUAAAUACUUGGCAUUCUCAAUCUUCACAAGAAGGCAUACCUGGAUACUUAUUAGCAUUGGAACGUAUAUGUGCUGAGGUUUCACUAGCUAUUCAACAAGGCUUCAAGGUUGUUGUAUUGUCUGAUAUUGCAACCAAUGCUGAACGUGUGGCAAUCUCAUCCCUAAUAGCUAUAGGCGGUGUGCAUCAUCAUCUGGUUAGAAGCAAGCAACGUUCUAAAAUUGCUCUUAUAAGUGAAAGUGCUGAAGCAAGAGAAGUUCAUCACAUCUGUGUACUAUUAGGUUAUGGCGCUGAUGCUAUUUGUCCUUAUCUUGCUAUGGAAGCUGUAUUGAAAUUAAAAAGAGAAAAUGUUAUAAAAAGUGAUUUAUCUCCUGAAAAAUUUAUUAGUAAUUAUAAAAAGUGA